CGCACGCGAACUAUGCAGACUGCGAAGGCAGCCUCCGAGCUGCAGCAUUCUCUUGUUCUAAUCUAAGUGUGUCAAUUAUGUAAUCUCCGCAAGCAGGUGUAGGGGCACGACCACCCCAUGAUGAUAAUGUCGCCUCUAGUACAAAAAUCGUCCUUCGACAUGUGUUUCUUCUUUGUUGCGAUCCCGCUAGCCAUGGUUUGUCCGCCCGUUCCUGUUGCGAUCGUACCUGUCUGGUCCCCUCUCGAUGUCUUUGUCGGAGUGGUUGCUGAGGAACAGGCAGCCCACCGGAACACUGUUGAAAAUGAUUCUACAUCUACUACAGAUUUUGUCAACAUAACACAGACGCAUUCCGAUUCCGAGGAUCGUCUUGAACAAGUGCCUGCUUCUGCUGCACUGGAAACAAGUCGUGAAGCUGCUACUGACACUGCAAGUAAUCGUCCUGUUGCUUCUCAUACAAGAAAUGUGGAGGCACGAAGAGACAGAGACUUACAGCACGACAAGAUCCUCGUGAAAAUGGAUGACAUACACAUAGAUGAAAAACCACCAGAACAACACAUCAAACAGGACAACGCCACACACAACAAACCCGGUGGAAGUUCUGCAGCUUCUGGUGCGCCGCAUGGAGAUCUUUCCACCACCUCCAACAUCCAUGCUCAACCCAAAGAGGAAAAUAAGCAACGGAAAUCAUCAGACGAUUUGCAACAUCCCCUGCUGCUAAACUUUUUUCGGCGUAGCAGCCGUUUUAGUUACACGGUUGGCGCAGCGGUGUUUUUUCUGGAUUUUCUGUUCGAUAGCUACGAGUUUUUUGCGUCGUCCUUGCGGUGGAUUUGGAUAAACUGGCUGAUGCCAGGUAAGGACCAGCGUCCAAAGUCAAACACAACUUUCAAGGAUGCAAGUAGUACGGCGACGAGCUCCUCAACGGCCCGAACGAAGCUUUUCACCCAAUACACGCAACAGCAUUCGCUCUACUCAAGGCGCAGACUGCCGAGCGGUGGGACGCUAGAGGAAAAUGGAAAAGAUGAGAAGAAGAAGCACCAAAACGAACGAAAGGAUCUGGAUCAGGAGCAACAGCAGGAACCCGCAAGAGGAAGAGGAAGAGCUGCGAAGCAUCUUCUCACGGAAAGCGAUCAACAGCUGGAAGCGGCUCAUCGAGAUCAAGUCCGAGAGAACGAAACAGCUAAAAUGGCUAGCGGUAGCGCCACCAGCUCCAGCAACGACACCGAGCGUGACUUGAACAGUACGGUGGCUACGGCCGAGGUAGAAGAUGAAAAAACGCCGGAAGAAGGACAAACUCAGCCGACGCCUGCAGCCAAGGAAGCGGAUGUUGACCAACAAGCGCUGCAAGAAGAAGAACACUCUCCCACCGCUACGCACGAAAAAAUUGAUACCAAGUCCUCCGCCGCGGCAAACAGGAGCCCCAGCAAGGUUUCUUCCUCCGAGAUGAAUUUGAAUGAUCCCCACGAACAAGAACAGCUGAAGAAAAGAAACAAAUCUUCCUCGCACAAUCUGAACCACUCUCUUCUGCACUGGAUCCUGCGCAUCAUGGAGCUCUGUUUUUUCACCGCGCCAAAUUUUGGUCUGUACGGACUGGGGGCAAAGGUGUUCUAUGAACUGAAAAUAUGUUGUCUGGGUGCAGGAAAGACGCCACGAAUUUGUGUUAUUGAGUGAUGCAUGAUGACACAACGAUCUUUUGUAUGGCAUCCACGAGUCACAAGCUUUUCCUGUGGUAUUGCGAGACCCAUCGUGAUCAUUUGCAUGACAAACUGAGUUUCACAGCAUGACAAAAAAACUGCCCAAUUGUAUUCAUUUUUAUGCAUCACAAAGAAAUCAUCGCUGUCCUUGAAGUUUCGCAUCACAAAUCCAGACCCAGACAUAUUUGCAAUGCAUAUGCUCGAACUGUUGACCAUUUCCGCGGAGGAGUUUGACCGGUUGGGCGAGAGCAUUGACAUCGACCCGGACCAAGAGCCGCUUUUCCUGGUGGACAAGGUGAUGCGCGGGGUCAGUGACUCGGGGGAACUGGAAAUCGUGCAGCAACUGCGCGAGGUGGCUGAGGAUUUAGAGAAGAUGAAAAACUUCUUCCAGUACCACCUUGGUUAUUCUACCGACCCGGACCACGCCCAUUGGCCAACCGCGAGCUCAAACCAGGCGAGGAAAAGAGCAAAGGAUCUUAAAGACCGGCGCAGUACUCUAUCUUCACGGACCGCGACUGCAAAUCAGACUGAUGGUGCAGACGGUGUAAUACUUUCGUCCGAUGAGAACAGCUUCGGCGGGGGCACAUCAAGUAGCAGUCACAACUUCAAAAAUCCGCCGGUAUUUACUCUCGAGGACCUGGUCCACCACACACAGAAGGGGGUCGAGAAAGUCUUUUCCUGGCUGCUUUUCUUCGCACACUACCUUUUCGUUUCUUUCGGGCUUUUGGUCUUUUUCAACGUGUUUUUCGUGUGGCUGGUGAUGUGGCUUAUCGUGUGGGGAAACGUGCGACUUACCGUGGACGGGCAGUCAGUGCUGGGCGAGCGGUGGAUGGAGAGACGCCAGAACGACUUGAAAUUUUUCCAAGGCUUUUUCCAACUGGCAAUGUGAGUGGAACGAUGAUGAGACAAAAAAAGUAAGUACUUACUAGUACGGGAGACGCGAUUCUGAUUUUAAAAGAAUGAUCUCUCGACCGAAAGGCUGCAUCUUAUUUCGCCUGAGCUCUAUCGAAUUGACGGCUUUUCAGUUCGUCGGACUGUCGGUAGCGCAAAGUGACCGGCAUAAUGCAUCUUCACGGUAGAGUACGGCACACAACAACAAAAUUAUUCCUUCCUUGAUUUUCAAAGAUUUGAGGCAGAAGCGAUUUUUUGGUAUUGUAAAGAAGCCGAUGAAUUGAGAAAAUUUAUACCACUCGUGUUUUUUCUUGAUUAUCUUUAUCCCC
This is a messenger RNA of Amoebophrya sp. A120, 2911 nucleotides long. NCBI's taxonomy places the organism in Eukaryota, Dinophyceae, Syndiniales, Amoebophryaceae. The record is from the annotation of a GenBank genome assembly.